Lolium perenne is the source of this 1720-nucleotide messenger RNA. RefSeq lists its product as uncharacterized. Gene Ontology annotation, molecular function: protein binding. The record is from RefSeq and is a predicted model, not a curated record. Lineage: Eukaryota; Viridiplantae; Streptophyta; Magnoliopsida; Poales; Poaceae.
GGUCGCUACGGAGAACACAGAUCCCAACUGCUGCCGUGCUCUCACUCCACUCCGGCCAAAAGCCCUAGCCGCCCAUCCCCUUCGUCCUCCCACCCCGCCGGCGGGCCUCCGCCGCCCUCCCGCCAUGGCGAAGCCGGCCCCGCACUUCGUCGACGAGAUCCUGGAGGAGAUCUUCCUACGCUUGGCCACCCCGGCCGCGCUUGCACGCGCCUCGACCGCCUGCCCCCGUUUCCGCCGCAUCAUCACCGAGCGCUCCUUCCUCCGCCGCUUCCGCAAACGCACACGGCCGCCCCUCCUCGGACUCAUCGAGGAAGAUGGAUUCUACCCCGCCCAGGCGCCCCACUCCUCCGCCCCGCUCGCCCGUGCCCUCGCCGAUGCAGCCGAUUUCACCUACUCCUUUGUCCCCAAGCCCAGCAAGGGGCGCUGGAGACCGUGCGACGUCCGCGACGGCCGCGUCCUUCUCGAGGACACCCCCGGCUGGAACGAAUUCAGCAACCUCGCGGUAUGUGAUCCACUUUCCCGGCGCCACCUGCUGCUUCCGCCCAUACCUGAGGACCUGACUGGUGCCCGGAAAGAGCGCCUCUGCGGAAUCGUGCCCACCCUCGCUCCCAUUGACGAGGAGGAUGAGGAUGAGACGUCGUUCAAGGUGAUAUGCAUGGCAGAAUAUGAAACCAAGCUGGCCGCGUUUGUCUUCUCGUCCCUCACGGGGGAAUGGUGUAUAGCUGCAUCCCCCAGCUGGAGCUCUCUAGGCACGACCACCCCAGAUGGGUCGCGCAACAUCUCCAUUUAUGGGUGUCGUGGCUUGUCUUGUUUCGACGAUGUGCGUGGAUGCUUCUACUCGGCGUCGCCUUGGAUGGACAAGUUGCUUGUGCUGGACACAAGGACAAUGGAGUUCUCCACUGUCAAUGAUCGCUCUGGCUAUCAUAUGCAUCUCAGACGCCUGCCUGGCCAGGCAGAAGAUGUUCUCGCAAGAAACGACGAGCCGCGAAGAAGUCGCUCUGGCCAAGAAAGAAGUCUCCCUCGCAUUGUAGUGGGCAGGGAAGGAGCUAUUGAGAUGUUUUCUCUCGUUGGCGAUCACAGCCCAAAUGGCUCAUUUGAUCUCCAUCAUACCACUCAGCCAAGUAACUUAGAAUCUUCCAAGGAAUGGCAGCUGGAGAAUAUUAUACCGUUGCCCCGCCAGUAUGACUAUUUCACCUCUGGUGCAGCUGAGGGAUUCUUAUUCCUUGGAGCCACUACAGAAGAUCAGCUGGACAUUGAUGAAAACUCUCCGGUGCGGUUGUCGAGGACUGCCUGGGAUGUAGAUUAUUUUUCGCUGGAUGUCAGGACUUCUGAACUUGUUAAGGUUUGUAGGAGGAAGAAGCAAUUCUUCCAUUAUGAAGAUGUUUACUGGUACUUCGGCUUCCCUCCAUCGUUAUCAAAGCCGAGUUUAUGAAGUGACAAUAAACUUGCUUUGCUUUUGGAGUCUCUUAUUUGGGCCAUGCAUCUGAUGCCAUCGAGGAUAAUUGGAGGAUGGACAAGAUGGUGCUGCGAAUAUGCUUGCUAGAUAUAGUACUAGACCCAUGGCGUUAUCCCUUAGGAAAUAGCUUUCAUGUACGUUGCCAUGACUGUGCUAAGCGUAUUUAAGCAAGAGAUGCGUUCAGCAAGCUGAAUUAUCGAACUCUAAUAUGUAAGCUCUUCUUUUUGAGUUGGGAGAAUACCCAUGUCUUAACUUCUCAGGUUC